GGUGAUUCUCACUCACUCAAACCCUAAAGGUAAAUUUCCGAGAUUCGAUUCUCCGGCGCGAAAGAGAAAACGAUGAAGAAAUCUACAGAGACUCCGGCGAGAUCGAACGAAACUGUUAAAACUCAGAAACCUCCUUUCAGACCUGCCGUUGAUGACACCAAACCUGUUCUUCAGGACCCUAUUCUGAGAUCGGAUCCAAUGGAGACAGAAGAAGCUGUGCUGAGAUUGCCUCCUUUCCCAGUGAUCAGACCAUCUGAAUCAUAGCUACCCGGAUUAAUGAGUUGUUGGGGCCGUGAUUCUUCAGCUUGAUGAACAAAGACUAGUGUUGCAACCUUUUGAUUUAGUUAGAGGGUUUUGUAUUCAUCACGUGAGAAUCACGUGGAGUCAGUUAAAUGGUUGUUGCAACGACUCAGGGUUAUAAUGGUCUUUACAAAUUGGAAAUGAGGGAUGUUUCUUUUCUUAAACAAAAUAUUAUUGAUUUUGUAGACUUUUGAAUCAAAUAUGCGAGUAGUAAAAGAUAUAUUAGUUA
Messenger RNA from Arabidopsis lyrata subsp. lyrata, 529 nucleotides. RefSeq lists its product as uncharacterized. The record is from RefSeq and is a predicted model, not a curated record. Bases 73 to 264 code for a protein of 63 amino acids. NCBI's taxonomy places the organism in Eukaryota, Viridiplantae, Streptophyta, Magnoliopsida, Brassicales, Brassicaceae. The transcript is spliced from 3 exons.